UAGACCCGAAAAAAAGACCCAAUUUUCAAUUGACUCCGUAGAUUUCUUCUCUCUAGAAUCCUUAAACCCCUUUUAGCAAGAAUUUUUUUUAAUCAAAUAAAGCUUCCAUUUUUCACACUUUUUUCUUGAUUUUUUUAACUAAUUAGUUGCAUUUGUGUCCUAAUAUGCUCUUAAUUAGUGUUAAUAAUAGUGAAGGGAGGUUUUGGAGUCACGAGUUCAAGGUGUGGAUGCAAGGUGGACUUCUCCCUUGUAUGUGCUUUUGAUAUUUCUGAAGUCCCUGAUUCUUCAAAUUAAGGAGAUUCUUCGUAGCUCAGUCAUUUGGCUUUUCCUCGGAGAAUAAGGAGUCGAGAUAAUAGGAACUUUUCAGAAACUUAGUUCUUCUACCAUGCCCAUAUUUUCCGAUAUACAAGAAACAGAAUUAAGCGGCACAAAAGAAGUUUUCUUGUCUGCCAUCCGCUAUGCCACUUCAACUGGUGAUUCUUUCCCUCAAUUUGAGGAUGAUCUACGAACCUCAGCUCAAGAACAGGUUGAGUUCAUGCUUGAGGACGAUGAAAAGAUUCCCCUGGUCAUAGCUGAUGAUGAAAUAAAAGUGGAGACUAGACUUGUGGUGUCUAAAAUCUUCUGUUCUUUUGAAAAUGAAUUAUUCUCCUUGAUUUUGGAGCCUGACAUUGCGAACAUGGAGAUGGAAAAGAAAAUAAUGCGGAGUCUAUCUGACCUCAAAUGGAUGCAUAACACUCUUUUGAAGAUGGAUCUCAUGAAGGACUUUGUCUCUCACUGGGCUAAUAUAUCGAGCAAUUUACUCAAGGUUAUCGAAGAUAAAAGACUUGAUUCUGUCAUGUGGGAUUUGAAGAUAAAGUUAAUAGAAGUGACAUCAAAAGUAUUGGAAGCAGUAGGUUAUGGAACUGUAGUUCUUCCAGCAGAAAGUCGAGUAGAAUUGCUCAAGACAUGGCUUCCAUACAUAAGAAAAAUGAAGUCUCUUUCCGAUGAAAUGUGCAAAAUGGAGUCUGCAUUUCCAUACAAGAUGAGCGAUGACCUUUGCCAAUGUGUCGAGGGAGCAAUAGUUUCAUUAGUUUCAGCAUUACCAUCAAAUGAUCAAGCUGACAUUCUAGCAGAUUGGAUAAGUGCUGAACAGGUUAAAUAUCCAGACCUUAGUGAGGCUUUUGAGAUAUGGUGUUACAGAACCAAGUCUGCACAACGAAGAUUAGACGAGGCUUUGACAGAGUCAGCAAUGCCAAUGCCAUUGUCACCCUCUACUUAAUUUCUGUAGACGAAACAUCGCCUCAUAAACACCUUUGGCUAUUGCUGGUUCUCAUAGUAGUGUGCCCAACAUAUUCCCUGGUGAGUUAGCGCGAGAAAAUAUGAUGCUUUUUUAUCUAUAGUAAUUUGAUGUGUAAUUGUAAUUGGAAAUUUCUUUCAUGUAAUAUAACAUGUAUACAUAUCUUUCUCCUCUGAUUCUUAUCGAGUUAUCUUCUUACUG
Messenger RNA from Solanum dulcamara, 1477 nucleotides. RefSeq names its product BTB/POZ domain-containing protein At3g05675. The transcript has 2 exons. The record is from RefSeq and is a predicted model, not a curated record. Bases 386 to 1258 code for a protein of 290 amino acids. NCBI's taxonomy places the organism in Eukaryota, Viridiplantae, Streptophyta, Magnoliopsida, Solanales, Solanaceae.